AUGGAGGAAUUUCAAUAUACGCCAUUGCCACCGGGCCAUAAAGAAAUUCGACUGAUCAGGCUGCAGCCUGGUCUACCUGGGACGGACAUUCAGAUCGAGCUUUUUCAUGCUGAACUUUCCACAGAGCCAGUAUACGAAGCAUUGUCUUACGUCUGGGGCUGCCCAGAUAGAACGCGAGUUAUUCACGUCUCGAAGGCUGCCCCUACUCGUCAACCCGUGCAUAAACUGGCAAAAGUCCUCAACCGAUUCAAGUCGAAAAAAAUCACCGCAAACCACCAAGGCACAGCCUCUUUGGGGAUUGCCGAAAAUCUCUUCGUUGCUUUACAGCACUUGCGACUUCCAUCUAAGGCAAGAGUGUUGUGGAAAGAUGCCAUUUGCAUCAACCAAAAUGACAUGGACGAGCGAAGUUCUGAAGUCCUCGAAAUGGGCUCGAUAUAUAAGAAUGCCCACGAAGUUAUCGUCUGGUUGGGCCCGAGUAGUAACGAUAGCAAUCUUGCGCUGCAGACCUUGAGUCGAAUUGGAGAAGGGAUUAUUUGUCAUGAGGUAGAGAGGACGAUAGAGUAUAGGAUAGGAAGCUGGCCGGCCACUCUUUCCCGAAAUACUGAAGCUUUGAUAUCUUACACAGGCUGCUGGUUAGCAAUUAAGGAUGUACUCUGCAGAGAAUGGUUUGCUAGGCUGUGGGUGUUCCAGGAAAUUGUUCUAGCCCAGAAAGCGAGUCUCUUGAUUGGAAAGCAUUCUCUGGAUUGGAAGAUCUUCGCUUCCGCGCUCCAGUGGCUCAGUGUGGUUUCGACGCGCCUAGACCAAGGUAUUCAAGAUCUGAAUAUGUUGACUUUGCUAGAGCAUCUUUGGUGGUUCAUGACCUUUGGUCGCAAUCCUACUAGUCUCACCAUAUUCCAGGCACUAGGAUCCACAGGAAGGUUACUUUGCAGUGACCAGCGAGAUCGAUUAUUCGCGAUACGUAGCCUCCUGGAUCUUGAGUAUGCCACGAUUAUUGUCCCUGAUUAUUCUCUGGAAGUCGAGGAAGUGUACAUCAGGUUUGCAAAAGCAUGGUUAUCUCAAUUCGAUAGCGUUGCAUUCCUGUGCUGCUGCAUGUCGGCCGAAGCCCGUCCCAUGGGUGUCAAACUGCAGCUUCCAUCUUGGGUCCCAGAUUGGACUUGUAACAGCGACGCCGUCGACAACUUUCCUUCUCCAAGAACAGCGUGUGACUCUGCUGCGUUUGCGAGGCUUAUUGACGGGAACGUUCUUGGUGUUCAAGGAGUCCUGGUCGGAAAAUUGAAUGACGUCAGUCAGUCCAUCACGAAUGUACCCAAAACAGACGUCGAACUUCGCGAACUGUGCUGUUCAUGGAUGCAACUACUGUCAAGAGGCGAUUCUGCGGAUGCGGAGUCAGAUGUGGAGGCUUUGUUCAGCGAAAUGAUCGUGGGUGGCUAUGUCCGGGAGAAGGGAGCUUCAAUGCAAGAGAAUUUGCCAACCUCAGAGGAAAUUAAGGCAUUUCUAAGUGGCACGGACGCUAGCGAGGUGGUGAUAGGAUCCAUCCGGCGUGCUUACAAAUCGCGACACUUCUUCGUAACGGCUGAAGGGCUUUUUGGUCUGGGUCCUGCAUCUGUGAAAGUAGGAGAUUGUGUGGCUGUCGUUCUAGGUUGUGAUUUUCCUCUAGUUCUACGACCAGAAGAGCCUAUGGGAGAGACUUACUUCCGAGUUGUUGGACCUUGCUAUGUUCCUGGAAUCAUGUUUGCUGAAGUGCUGUUGGGACCUCUCCCCUCUGGUUGGAAUGUAAGGAUGGAGAUUAUGGGUGGAGAUAUGCAGAUGUUCGAAAAUAGAGCCAUACGUACUCAACAAGAUCCCCGCAUGCCUCUUCCGCCAGGCUGGGAGUACAGGUAUGGACCUUGGGAGAGGCCACGAAAAGAAGAAGCGAAAAAACUUAAAGACGUGACAUGGCAAUGGUUCGAGAACGUGGAAACCGGAGAAAAGACUGAUUUCGAUCCAAGGUUUACACCGGAGCUAUUGAAAGCAAGAGGCGUUGCUAUCGAGGAGAUCUUUCUGCUUUAUGAUUACAAUGUAGGUUGUUUGCAAGGGAGUUCGCAAGAAGCUAGUCGUUUGUCGUCUACCUAUUUGUGCUCAAUGUCACGUGUCAUUAAGGGGUUGAUUCUGAAAGUCCUAUUAUGGUUCCUUGAAUCGUGUCUAAAGUCAUUUAUGAUGAACUAUCAGAUCAUUACGCCUUUCAUAAUACCCAACGAUCAAACAUUGGAACCAAGCAUGGUUUGGAGCCUCACCACCGGCUGA
This is a messenger RNA of Mollisia scopiformis, 2283 nucleotides long. Its product is annotated as HET-domain-containing protein. The record is from RefSeq and is a predicted model, not a curated record. Lineage: Eukaryota; Fungi; Ascomycota; Leotiomycetes; Helotiales; Mollisiaceae. The transcript has 3 exons. The coding region runs from base 1 to 2283 and encodes 760 amino acids.